Messenger RNA from Trematosphaeria pertusa, 1014 nucleotides. RefSeq lists its product as uncharacterized. The transcript has a single exon. Lineage: Eukaryota; Fungi; Ascomycota; Dothideomycetes; Pleosporales; Trematosphaeriaceae. The coding region runs from base 283 to 717 and encodes 144 amino acids. The record is from RefSeq and is a predicted model, not a curated record.
UCACACUUCACGAGCCCCAUGAAGCCUCGCGAAUACGGUGUGGCCAAGCAAUGCGAAUCUAUCUUUCGGUCUGCUGCCAGGACCAACAAUCCGUGCCACCGUCAACGUGUGGCCUACGCAACGCAUCCAGGCAACCGUUUUCCCGUCGUAAGAUGGUUGGGCAGCGGAUCAAUACCACGUAACUACGGUAGUGACCAUCUUGGGAGCCUGGACGAAGAUCUAGGGUGACUGUUGCGAGAGCCAGUACGGGGGUGUUGGUCAUUUUCGGGCGAGGGUCCAAUAAUGAAGUGCGGAGCAGCGGCUUGGUCGCCAUCGAGGGGUUUGCGGCAGGCUGGAGUUUCCUUGUGCGAAAGGCAUCAGUUGUUUUCUAGCGCAUGCUUACGGCGCCGUGCGGUCCAGAAGAGCGUCCGAACGCCGAGGUUGCCACACCCACUCGUGGCGAUGGUUUCUUCCGCGGGCAGAGGACGAGCAGGAUGUGGAAGCCUGCCCAGGUGCGGAUGGAUGACGCUCACGAGCGUUCUGACGCAAACACUGGCUUUCUUUGCCGCCGAUGGGCUUGUCCGCCUGCGAUGUCGUUGGACUGUCAACUGCGAUUUGCGGAGGAGAGCUGGAUCGAGGUUCGCGCCAUACGUUCAUCACCCAAUAUGCAGCAGUGCAUCCAGCCCACUACGUCCCAAGCCCGACAAAAACCCCUCGACCGCGGGCUGCGGGCAGUGACGGAGAGUCGCGCGCUCAUGCGGACGUCGAGCUACAUGGUGGAUGCGCACGAUGCGCACGAUGAAUAAUUUUUUCGCGCAGCACGGGGCCGGCUGGCCGCCACCAGAAGAAAUCAUGGGCGAGAGUGAAACCAUUUCCGCGUGCUCGCGUGGGCUCGCCGCUUAUUGCAAUAUGUCUCUCGUCUACUACACGGACCGCGUCUAUAUUUACGGAGCGCUGGACUGGACACAGUCAUCUUGACUCAAGAAGGGGGUCGGCGGGCGAUGACAAUUGUAGAGGCGGAGUCGCGCGCUGCAG